Propithecus coquereli (Coquerel's sifaka) is the source of this 1704-nucleotide messenger RNA. It is a transcript of the gene TDO2, whose product is annotated as tryptophan 2,3-dioxygenase. NCBI's taxonomy places the organism in Eukaryota, Metazoa, Chordata, Mammalia, Primates, Indriidae. Gene Ontology annotation, molecular function: metal ion binding; L-tryptophan 2,3-dioxygenase activity; heme binding. The transcript has 12 exons. The coding region runs from base 66 to 1286 and encodes 406 amino acids. The record is from RefSeq and is a predicted model, not a curated record.
GGAAGGUCAAUGAUAUCAUCUGUCUGGAGUCAAACCUCUGUGCUUCUCCGAGAGUGCCGUUCAACAUGAGUGGGUGCCCAUUCUUAGGAAACAAUUUUGGAUAUAAUUUUAAAAAGCUAUUUCUAGAAGGUAGUGAAGAAGACAAAUCACAAAUUGGUGUGAAUAGAGCCAGCAGAGGAGGACUUAUCUACGGGAACUAUCUGCAAUUGGAAAAAGUUUUGAAUGCACAAGAACUUCAAAGUGAAAUAAAAGGAAAUAAAAUCCAUGAUGAACAUCUUUUUAUCAUCACUCAUCAAGCUUAUGAACUCUGGUUUAAGCAGAUCCUCUGGGAAUUGGAUUCUGUUCGAGAGAUCUUUCAGAAUGGCCACGUCAGGGACGAAAGGAAUAUGCUUAAGGUGGUUAGUCGGAUGCACCGAGUGACAGUGAUCCUUAAACUGUUGGUGCAGCAGUUUUCCGUUCUAGACACGAUGACAGCCUUGGACUUCAAUGACUUCAGAGAAUACUUAUAUCCAGCGUCAGGCUUCCAGAGUCUGCAGUUCCGACUGUUAGAAAACAAAAUAGGUGUUCUUCAGAGUCUGAGAGUCCCUUACAACAGAAGACAUUAUCGUGAUAACUUCAAAGGAGAAGAAAAUGAACUGCUACUUAAGUCUGAGCAGGAAAAUACACUUCUGCAGCUAGUGGAGGCAUGGCUGGAAAGAACACCAGGUUUAGAGCCACAUGGAUUUAACUUCUGGGGAAAGUUGGAAAAAAGCAUCAUCAAAGGCCUGGAGGAAGAAUUCAUAAGGAUUCAGGCUAAGGAAGAGUCAGAAGAAAAAGAGGAAUUAAUGGCUGAAUUUCAGAAACACAAAGAGGUGCUACUGUCCUUAUUUGAUGAGAAGCGUCAUGAACAUCUCCUUAGUAAAGGUGAAAGACGACUGUCAUACAGAGCACUUCAGGGAGCACUGAUGAUAUAUUUUUACAGGGAAGAGCCUAGAUUCCAGGUCCCUUUCCAGUUGCUGACUUCUCUUAUGGACAUAGACACACUCAUGACCAAAUGGAGAUAUAACCAUGUGUGCAUGGUGCACAGAAUGCUGGGCAGCAAGGCUGGCACUGGUGGUUCCUCCGGCUAUCAGUACCUGCGCUCAACCGUGAGUGAUAGGUACAAGGUAUUUGUGGAUUUAUUUAACCUUUCCACAUAUAUGGUUCCCCGACACUGGAUCCCGAAGAUGAACCCGAUCAUUCAUAAAUUCCUUUACAUGGCUGAAUACGUUGACAGCUCGUACUUCAGCAGUGAUGACUCAGAUUAAAAUCACCUACAAAAUCUAUGAAGAAUAUUGAUUUCUCAGUCUGUAUUUUUUAUUUUCUAUGUACGUUCAUGAAUACACACAGUCUUAACUUAGUAUAUGUAUAUACAGAGUUUAGCACCAUGGUGUUAUGAUUCAAUGCUGGAAACAAUUUGAUUACCUCAUAUUAGUGAUGAUAUAAGAUUAAGCAUUCAGAUGAAACAUAAUUCAGUUAAAUUGUAACAUUGUACAUAAGGUGUUUUCCUAUUAAAAAUUCAAUGUCCUCUGCUACUUCUCUUAAUGUAACCACUUAAUAUAAUCAUCUCAUUGUUUCAUAAGUUUGUAAACUUCAACUAUUUCAAAUAUUUUAUGCAAUAAAAUGUAUCAUUCCGUGCAAAGACUUAUUCAAACAAAAUUUUUCAAAUAAUAAAUAUUAAUCUUU